Messenger RNA from Notolabrus celidotus (New Zealand spotty), 660 nucleotides. RefSeq lists its product as uncharacterized. The record is from RefSeq and is a predicted model, not a curated record. Lineage: Eukaryota; Metazoa; Chordata; Actinopteri; Labriformes; Labridae. The transcript is spliced from 4 exons. Bases 1 to 660 code for a protein of 219 amino acids.
AUGAGGAAUAUUUCCUUCCCCUCCUCAAUGGAAAGCUACCUGGAGGACUAUGCUUCAUUUGUGUUCUGCCCUGAGGGGACUGAUAAAAUGCACCAGAACGCUGUAACAAAGUACAGCAGGGCGAGAGCCUUCAUCAAAUACAUGAUGGUGGGGUGGGAAUCCACCAACUACUGGAUGUGGGAGUUCCUCCUGAACACCAAUCACCUGAAGGCAUACCCGGCUGUCCUCCGGAAAAUUCGGAUGGGCCCCCCGACCAUAAUUUUAUAUCUGGGCCAUGUCAUAUCGUUUAUGGAAUACUUCCGAGACACCCCUCCACGCUACUGCAGACUGGGAGGGAGGAGGUCAAUCCUGGUCUUCAGGGACCUUAAAAAGCUGUACAAAGAUGUCAGGAGGACUGUCCUGGGCCACCAGACCCUGAUAAAACAAAACAAACAGGGCAGACUGGUGGCCAAAGAGUCCCUGGCUACCUGCCAGAGGCUGGCCAAGGCCAAAAUCCCCUCACUCUUGGAUGACAUCGAGAAGGCCCCGCCAAAGGACACGAAGACAAGAUACUGGGUUCUUCGGGUACUUGGCGGCCUAUCUCCUCUCCAUUUACGGGCACAGGACCGGAGUCGUCAGAAGCAUGAGGGUGAAGGUGGUGAACGAGUUCCUGGGAGAUGA